AAGUAAAGACGAUGACUACCACACACACAUAUAUCCCAUUAUUAUUAUUAUACGCACACAUAUAUAUACACACUCAUAUCUUUUGUCUCCCUCCGUUUCGAUUCCCGUGUCCACCAAGCAUCCAUUGAUCUAAGCUUUCUUAACCCACGGGCAACCAACUCAACUCCCCCACACUUCCUUCAUCUUCAAUCCCCAUUUCAAUGGCUUCUUUUUAACCUAAUUUCACCCCCUUUUCAUCACCCACAACUUCAAUCUCUGUUGCAGAUCGAAAAUCAACCAACAUGGGUCAAGAAAUCAUCGCCGUAGCUACUCCGGCAACCGCCGCAGCCCCACCACCUCCGCCGCCGACGUCCCUAGCACCUGGGUUCCGCUUUCACCCCACCGAUGAAGAACUUGUGAUGUACUAUUUGCGACGGAAAGCUUGUGGGAAACCGUUUAGGUUUCAGGCUGUUACGGAAAUCGAUGUUUAUAAAUCAGAACCCUGGGAACUCGCCGACUUUUCAUCAUUGAAGACAAGAGAUCAAGAAUGGUACUUUUUUAGCCCGGUAGAUAGGAAAUACGGAAACGGUUCACGGUUGAACCGAGCCACUGGUCAGGGCUAUUGGAAGGCAACCGGAAAGGACCGAUGCGUGCGCCAUAAGUCAGAAACCAUUGGGAUGAAGAAAACACUCGUGUUCCAUAGCGGGCGAGCGCCUGAUGGGAAACGAACGAAUUGGGUCAUGCAUGAAUACCGGCUUUUGGAUCAUGAAUUGCUACGUGUUGGAGUAACACAGGAUUCGUUUGUGCUAUGCAGGAUUUUCCAAAAGAGCGGGUUAGGGCCACCUAACGGGGACCGUUAUGCACCUUUUCUUGAGGAAGAGUGGAAUGAUGAUGCAGCACUUAUGGUUCCUGGUGGUGAAGCUGAAGAUGAUUUGACCAAUGGUGAUGAGACUCGACCCGAAGGCAAUGAUAGUGUGCAGGAAGCCAUUCCGUUUGUUUGCAAACGUGAACGAUCUGAAGACCGUGCUUUAAAUAGCGAACCCGAGCUUGAAACCUUCUCUUUGUUCCAUAACAAAAGAGCAAAGCCAAGUGACCCGAACUCGAGCAACAAUGCAAAUGGUUCAGAAGACUCGACCACCACAAGUCAAGAUCCAAGAAGAGCGCUGUUGGAGUUCCCGUUACUAGAAUCGAUCGAAGCCAAAGAAUGUCACCCACCAACCACACUGCCAUCUUUUGACGCUGCAACCCUUGAGAAAUCAGUGCCCCCGGGCUAUUUAAAGUUUAUAAGUAAUUUGGAGAACGAAAUUCUUAACGUUUCAAUGGAGAAAGAGACCUUGAAGAUCGAAGUGAUGCGGGCCCAGGCCAUGAUCGAGAUUCUACAGUCACGGAUUGAGGAUUUGACCAAGGAGAAUGGUGGGUUCAGGACUGGUGGUUAGGUAGGUGCGCGGUUUCGUGUAAUGUGUAGCGUUUACCCAGUUGUGUAGUUGGUUAUCGCGUCUAGCCUAAUAAAGUUGUGUCGAGACUGGUUCUGUAGUGUUCGGCUUUUCUUUUUAAUUAAUGUUUUGGACCUUAAGAUGGUUUCGAGUAGGAAUGUUGUUGCUGGGAUUGUGCUAUUAGUAUCAUUUGUCGAUGCCUGCAACGUG
This is a messenger RNA of Helianthus annuus (common sunflower), 1622 nucleotides long. RefSeq names its product NAC domain containing protein 50. The transcript has 4 exons. Lineage: Eukaryota; Viridiplantae; Streptophyta; Magnoliopsida; Asterales; Asteraceae. The record is from RefSeq and is a predicted model, not a curated record. Gene Ontology annotation, biological process: regulation of DNA-templated transcription. Gene Ontology annotation, molecular function: DNA binding. The coding region runs from base 282 to 1415 and encodes 377 amino acids.